AGAGACCCACUUAUACUUAUUACUUAUGUUUUUGUUUUUCCAGUUUCACCCCAUUUCGGAAUCAUCGGCUUCACGAGCACGCGUUGCUUUCGACACACGACAUCUCAGUGCGCACAGCAACCUCUUUGGCACUGUAACUGGUUCUGGUUGUUCUCAUAGAUCCAACCAAAACCCGCCAGACCACUGUCCAGUAGUUUUACACUGUUGAAAGGAACAAGAGCCGCGAGGACUUGUCGUGCUUGACCCCUACCGCCUCAGUAUUCGGAACGCACAUAAAUUUUCUGCUGCAAGAAUAAAGUUAAAGAAAAAUGGCAGGAGACAAGAAGAACAAAGAAAACUCCCUUCGGGGCCGGUUUUCGAAGUACGCCUGUCGGAAGCGUGGUACGGUACUGAAAGAGGCUCUCGCGCCAGACUUUUCUCUGCGUCCAUACGUGUUAAAAAAUGCGCGAUGUGUUGCGAAAAAGUAUUCGCAUCAGCAAAUACAGCACAGUAUUUGCAUCAGCAAAUACAGCACAGGCUACGUAGAGAUUAUGACGUGCAAGUGAGGUAAGUAUAAAAUUAAAAAGCGCAAAGUAAGGAGAGAAAUUGUUUGUUGCGGGUGCGAAUUUCAUUCGUAUACAGGGUCGCAGGCUUGCCUUUGCGGAGUUCGGCUUUGCCUGGUUUUUUUCGACGCCGGCGCAGCCGGCGGAAGCAGAAAAGCAGGGUCGACCGGGCUUCAUGCAGCGGCGUCACCAGGUAAAAUAUUGAUAUUCCACUUUGAUUGAAGCGUGUUUACUUUGGAAGGCAAAAAAUUCUUGAUGUUGGUGCACCACCAGAAAAAAAACAUGAUCAGAUGUAUUGUCAUGAUUUUGGUCUUGAGUUCCCUGAGUUUGUGUUUUUUUCUCCGUUAUAAUUUCUCUCUAGCCGCGAAGAAGACCAAGACGAUGAUUGAAGAUCAAGUUGAACAGCGGAAGCGUCAACUUUUCUUCAUCAUCGUCAAAUCUUUUUUCAGUGCAAGCGAAAGGCUUGGUCAUUGUGGAUAAGUACUUACACGAUCCUACGUCGAGAUGUGCGUGCAGGCACCACUUUUUCAUCUCGUCACACAUCAGGUUCAUCCGGCCGCGCCCGGGGAUGCCGACGACCAGACCGCAACGUCUGAAGCGACGCCUGGUGCUGCCGCGGCGCAAGGCUCCGCGAACGGAGACUGGGAUGAGUUUCUGGACGGAACAAGUUCUGGAGACUUGGGAUCUCCGCCGGGGCACGCUCGCGCCGGCGCCAGCGAAGAGCGGGAGGACGACCUCGAAGCAGGCGGCCGUAGUGCAGCCACAGCGACGACCCCACAGGACCUUGCAGUGCCCGGGGCGGUGCCGCCACAACCCGUUCUCGCGGAGUUGGACGACGAGUCCGCGACAAGUGCGCUGGAGCGUAAUAUCGAUCCUCUGGCCAUUCUGGCGCAACCUCAUGCGAAUAUCAUUUCGCUUCUUGGUGCCGCACCAGACGAUUCCCAGCCAUCGAGUACGGAAAGUGGUCUACUAGAUGAUUGGGAGCGCGUCACUGGACGAGACGAGUGCGUGGCGCUCCCCCUUUCUGAGGACGAAGACAAAUGGUGGCGUCCGGACAUCGGUCCGGAGUCCCGGUUUUGGAACAAUCUAAUGAAAGGCAAAUGCCAGGAUGUAACUUUGAUCCUGCUGAACUUGCAGGCGUGGGGUCUCACUCCCGGCCUGCAAUCCCGGGUUGCGGAUUACAUGGAGCGGGAUCUUGCGAAUAUCGAGGUCGUGGGUGCUCUGAUCACGGUUGCCUUUAACAAUGUAUCUGGCUGGUGGGAACGCGUGAAACAACAGACCAAGUACAAAAUUUUUAAAGCCCCCGAAGCAAAAAAAAUAUCCGGGUUUACGUGCUACGCUACGUUCCUCGUGGACGGUUUUGAUGAGCCAACGAAUGUAUAUCACGACGCGCUCGCGCAUGGACAUCGAGAAUUAUUUCCAAAACUCGUCGGCGGCGAACACUUUGAAAAAACAAUUCUCCCGCUUAUCCGCGAGGUGGAGAGAAUUUCUCGCUGUGUCAAGUAUGUGGGCCCCAAAGGUGAAGAUGACUCUGUAACCGUGCUUGCUUACGGCACUGAGCCAGGAUCUAACGGUCAAGCUCUUUGGCUUCAGAAGACUGGGCCCGGGAUGAAGACAUAUUACCGACACCAAGGUACAGCGGACGACCUCAAUAAAAAAGUCAUAGAUGCAAGGCGACCGUACGGCUGGGUCUUUUUGCCGUCGCCCAACGCCUGGGAACAAAAGUUCCUGGAUAAAGGAGAUGCGGGGAGAGCAAGCGCCGCACCCGUCGAAUUUUUCCAGGUCGGCGAGACGCGAGAAGACGAAGCGAGGGGCCGGUUUUUUGACGAGCUUGAAAACCUUCUUGAAGCGCAGUUCAGAAAAGCGUUGCUUUUGCACAUAGAUCGCAUGGACGCAGACAAGAACGGACUGCUUUGCCCGAACGAAAUCACGGAUUAUUUGAUCAAGCAUUCCCUGGAGCCGACCAUUGAACUGAUACUAGCCAGUCUGAAGUGGUCGUUAAAGAUGUAUCUUGUGGCAGCUGGAAACACGCUCAGUGUGCUGUGGCCGAAGUUGCGGGAGAUCAUCGAGCGGAAGACGGACGCAGCGGUUCACCUCGCUGUAAUGCAGAUGCGGAGUACUCUUAUCGAAGGAAUUUCGGCGGACUCGGAUGGCGAUGGCCAAAAAUCAAAUCCCCGAGAAAGUGAAAGAAAAGAGCUUGAUCUUCGUUUUGAGGAGAACUGGGGCUUCAGAGGAUCCUGCGUCUCGACGAAACCACCGAUGAAGGGGCCAGGCACUCCUCGCGGGGGGCGUCAUACAGGAAUAAGGGGAACCGACCCAGAAUUCUUGUCCUUGCAAAAGCUCUGGCUGCAGCGUGUUGCAACGCGGUUAGUUCGUCUGUUUGUCAAGGAGUUCAGGUUGAAGGAUGCGGCGCCGUCCGGGAUCGCCAAAGACAACGACUUAGAGCAACUGUAUAAAGACGCGGUUCUUCCCCCAGAUGAGCAAAUCGCAUUGAAACGCGAAGAGCUGACAACGAGGCAGAAUGAAGAAAGACGGCAGGCAAAGGAGGACAGCAAUCGACUUGACGUUGCUUUUGGGCAUUCCACUGGUGACCUUCUUCAUACUGUCAUGUUUCCUUAAGGUGAUCAUGCAAUAUGAUAGAGGAGGCUGCAGCUUAAGUAUUUUCAUUGUUCCCUGUGGCUGUCCCAAUAUGUCUGCUCCUGAUCACUUUUCUGAAGAUCUUUACACUCUCCCCUCCCCCACAAACGCCUCUAGAAAUAAAGAUUACGUGCUGUUGGUUCGAUCCACCAUUCAUCAAAUAUUCCUACUUACAUUCUUCGUUCAAUCAUUCAACUCAGCGUAUGUUAAGGGAAUCGUAUCGCUCGUUUCACGCUUCUUUUUCGAAACUGCUAUGAAAAAGUACACUUUUUGCCCUCGUCCUGUGGCUGUUCUGGUGGGUGCUGUCGAGAUCCACGUGUUUCCUGGACCGCACUCAAGAUGUCACAGGCACAGCUAGCAUUCUUCGAACGGAGACAUACAUAAUUUUGUACACAAGUCUAAUAAUUAAAGCAACCUUUCCCCUUGCGACAUGGAAAGUGGGUUGUCCUACAACAUUUACUACACUCUUUUGCUCCUGUUCUUCUCUUCUGAUCAUGGUCUACAGUCCACUAAUGUCGCGAUGUAAAGCGAGUAAUUGAGCGAAAUUCCGGACGCAAAAUUGCCCUUAGACCGCGAUCGUCUCUUGUGUAGCUGGACGUUCAGUCUGAUGCGAAAAAUGCACCUAUGUCACAGCCCCCUCGAGUGGACGCCG
This is a messenger RNA of Amoebophrya sp. A120, 3831 nucleotides long. The record is from the annotation of a GenBank genome assembly. Lineage: Eukaryota; Dinophyceae; Syndiniales; Amoebophryaceae.